AUUAAAUAGACCCAUCAUGGGGUCCUAUUCGGGGUUGAACCGAGCAGCUCUUUCCUUUGAGUACCUUCACACAAACUCAACAACUCACGAGUUUCUGUUCGGCGCUCUAGCAGAACUGAUAGAUAAUUCGAAGGAUGCUCGUUCAAAGAAGAUAGAGAUCUAUUCAGAGCGAAACGAAGAACUUCGAGGUGGUUACAUGCUAUGUUUUCUGGACGAUGGAUAUGGAAUGAAUCGAGAGGAAGCCAAACGGGUUAUUACGUUUGGAAGAUCGGCUAAGAAAGCUAUGGACACAAAUGUAGUCGGACAGUAUGGCAACGGGCUCAAAUCGGGAUCCAUGAGAGUGGCGAAGGAUUUCAUUGUGUUUUCGAAAACGAAAGAGCAGCACGUUUGUAUCUAUAUGUCUCGAACAUUCCACGAGGACGAGAAAAUAGACGAAGUCAUUGUCCCCAUACCCUCCUGGGACUCCAAAAACAGAAGACCUUUCCCGUCUACUCCUGAAGAUUUAGAACGGCACACAAAAGAACUGGAGAUCAUCUUCAAACAUUCUCCGUUCAAAACAGAAGCUGACAUUUUUGCGCAGUUCGACAAGAUUGAGAGUGAUUCCGGAACAUUGGUUAUUCUAAUCCACAUGAAGCUCUUGGACAACGGGGAGCCAGAACUAGACAUCGAUUCUGACCCGACUGAUAUCAUCAUGGGAAGCGAGAAAGGAUUGUCUCAUGAGGGCUUGGUUCUGGAGAGGCGUUCUCUGCGUGCUUACACCAGUAUCUUGUAUUUGGAGCCAGUGAUGAAGAUCUACAUCCAGGGCGUGAAAGUACAGACACGUCGACUAGCCAACUGUCUCUACAAGCCGAAACAAUUCAAAUUUACCUCUAAUAGAUUCAAAACGAGAGCAGAAAACGAUGCAAGAGAAGCACGUGAACAUGCGAAGCUAGCAGAAGAAAAAGCGAGAGAGAAGGAGAGUACAUAUCGUGACUUGUUGAAAAGACUGGGCAAUUCGACUAACAGAGACUCUCGGUCUAAGUUGAACCUGGCGAAGAAUGACGCGGAGGACCACAGAUCAGAAGCGAUCAUUAAAACGAAAUUAGCAGACCAGAAAGAUAAAAUGCUGAAAGAUCCCAAAAUUCUCCACCUCAUUUUUGGCUUCAACAUAGAAAACAGAUCCUGUGACGGCAUGUUCAUGUACAACUGUGGUCGACUGAUCAAAAUGUACGACAGAACGGGACCUCAGCAGGACGGAAAAGUGACCUGUCAGGGGAUUGUGGGAAUUGUAGAUGUACCCUAUAUUGUGUUGCAACCGGCUCAUAAUAAGCAAGAUUUUGCAGAUGGAAAAGAGUACAGACAUUUACUGAAGGUAAUGGGCGAACACAUGGCGGACUACUGGAACGACUCAGGGAUCAUCCGGACAGGUGUUACUGAGUUUUGGGAGAGUUUCGGAUAUGAGAGUGGGAAGAAGUGGUGGGAGCCGGCCUCGGAUGAACCCCGAUUUGUGAAGCGCAGACAAUUGAAUAUACCUCAAGCCAUUCAGUGUGACAUGUGUCUCAAGUGGCGUCUUCUACCAACCACCAGCUCCAGUAUCGGAAAGCAGUAUCCCCCCAACUGGGUCUGUCAGAACAACCCAGAUGCCCAAUUCAACAGGUGCAAUGCCCCAGAGCAGAAGUUCUCAUUUCCUCUGAUAGACAGAAAGAAGCUGAACAAAGACAACUCAACUGGUGGCGGAUCAACGCCCAACGAGGAGAAACCAUCUCUGUCGAAUUCAGCUGAGAUGCCCAGUUUUGGCAGAACAAUUUUGAAGAAACCGGACGUGUUGCCGCCCGUUAAGAUUUUCAAACCAACUCCUUUGCCCAUAAUUGCGCCAACUAAAUUGAACGAGACGCCAAAGUUAAUAAAUCAGACUCCGUUACCAUCAAAAAGAACUAGUGCACCCGAUUCUUCGUCAAGUUCUACUAAAGUGGCCAGAAGAAAGUCACCCUCCCCGCCACCUGUCAGAGUGAAAUCAUCUAGUCGUGUAGUGCAACAGCAAGCUGCAGUUAAAGAGAAACAGAAACCUGUAAUUCGUAGGAAAAGUCCCAGUCCACCUCCAGCUAAGCCUAAGGCUCGUCAAGCGCGCAAAUCACCUAGUCCUGAACCUCCGAAGCGAUCACGAAGAAAGUCGCCAUCACCUGAAGUUGAUAAGCGAAAGUCAGCUGCUUUGUUGCUGAGUACAUCACCUGCGAGUAGUUCAUCCCGACAGAAGAAAAAGUCCCCCUCUCCCUCACCAGAACAGACAACUAGCAAAACAAGCGCACGGACAUCGACUCGUGACAGAGAAACUUCAAAGAGAUCAGCGGCAUCAGAAGCAGACUCAGAGGACACGCAAUCAGAAACCUCUAGUCAGUCGUCCCGCAAAACACAAGAUUCGCCCUCUCCACCUAAGAAAUCAGCAGCUGAGGCCAAGAAGUCAAAUGUAGUAUCUUCGCCGGCAGCUGCAAAACAAACAGAAAAGACAGCGAGUACCUCUGAAGAAGCAGUAGAUGAUUCAUUUGAGCCCUCUGUUGGAUCUGAAGUGGAGGUGUCGUUUGGUGGAAAUAAAUGGAUGGAGGCCAAUGUGUUGGAGAUACACUCCAGGACUAGAAAACUCAAAGUGCAAUUCUCACAGAAGUCAAUCCCAGACAAGUGGGUUCUUCCGAAUGAAGUUCGCAAACCUAUCAAAGAAGAAAUCGUUACUCCUCAGCCCUCCAAAAUCAAAGAAAGAAACUCGACCCCUAGCUCGUCAACAAAGCCAGCAGCGUCUAAACAAGCAGCUAGCGUUGAAAAAUCCCAAGCGAAAAUGUCCUCGGAUAAAAUAAAUGGCGAAAAAAGCCACGAGGAAGAUUCAACUACCUCCACAGUGCAGAGAAGUGUUAUGUCAGCUCAUGAGUCAGCGGACACAGCUAAAAUAGUUUCCGUGCUCAAGAGUAUGUUGAAGCACUUUUGUCCGCCUGGUUGGUCCGAAACUUCCGACAUAGCCUCUCUGACUCGCACUCAGCUGACCGAAUUCCCACUGGACCUAUUCUAUAAGCAGUAUGAAGAUGGGCUGCGGGAGCUGAUGAAGCGACAGGUGCAGAAGAAACUGGACCAGGAGUGGAAUAAGAUGAAGACUGAGUUGGAAGCAGAGACGACGCCUAUUAUCACAGCAUGUAAAAACCUAAUGAAGAAACUAUUUCCAGAGGACUACCCCGCUGAAUCAGACAGUCAUGCAAGCUGGACUGCUUUUAUGGAGAGAGCUCUCGCUGACAUCCAGGAGGACGAUGCUCCAACUUCAACAACAGUAACCAAUGGCCCAACCUCUACUAGAACCAGCUCAGAAAGCGGAGUUGUCGUGAAUGGCGAUAUUUCAAACAAUGACCCAAGUUUGUUAGAGGUCAAUGGUAACGGACACGAUUCGACAUAUGAAGAGGUUGAAAAUAACGACCCCUCACUUUUGGCCUGAAAUCUCUGUAGAUACCUAGCUGGUGUCCACCAACUCGAGUUUUCGAAACGAUCAUUGAAAAUUGUUGCAUUUUCAAAUUUUAAUGAACUGGGUUUUUAUAAGUUUGAUUCUAUUAUCAGUUGAUUUCUUUUCUAUUUAUUCAAUUUUGUUAGAAAUAAUUUACUUUGUACCAUUUAUGAGUCGGUUAAAAUGGUUGGCGAGGUGGUCAAUUCAAAAAAGGCGUAAUUUGAGUAUUUUCAAGUUGUUUUUACCAGAAGACUGUUUUCUUCAGUUCUUGCGUUGAGUUGAACGAAAAACCCUGCAGUUUUGGUCUUAAAUUAUGGAUGAGCAUCUCUAUCUUACUCAUACGUCAUUGCUUUUGAUUCUUGAUAUUUGGAGCAGGAAUUUAUAAUUUUUUUAGUCAUAAAAAUCGAUUUUCGUUCAGCUCAACUUUUUGAUUGAUCUGUUUCCAGUUAACUUCAAUUUAUUAUAUCAGCAUUGAACUGAUUUUGAAUUCAAUGCAUUUACCGUA
Molecule: messenger RNA, 3959 nt
Organism: Symsagittifera roscoffensis
Lineage: Eukaryota; Metazoa; Xenacoelomorpha; Acoela; Convolutidae
Product: ATPase MORC2A-like
Exons: 22
Coding region: 17-3448 (1143 amino acids)
Cellular component (GO): nucleus
Molecular function (GO): zinc ion binding
Source: RefSeq, a predicted model, not a curated record